AUGCAUCUUGUGAUAUUUGUCUUACUAUUAAUAUCAUGUGCAUGUGAUAUAAAAGUUUUCAUAGAUCAAAUAAAAGGACAAUAUAAUAUUAGUAUUGAUAAUCAAAUAUGGUUUCAUUCAUCUCGUACUGCUCUAUAUGUUAAUAAUCGUUGGUAUUCAUCUAAUGAUAGUACUAGUCCUUUAAUCGAUACACGUUUGGUACAAGAUAAUGAUCCAAAUUUAGGUAAUUCGAAUGAAACUCAAUUGAUUUAUAUUUUAAAUCGUAAUGGAAUAAUUAGUAAUAUAACUGGACGUAUUCGUCAAUGGAAUUCUCAAUCGGCACUAACAUUUCAUUUAGAUACUGGUGAUAAAAUUUUAAUGAAUAAUAAACUUCUUGAUAAAAAUCAAAUUCGAACAAUAUUUCCUUCAUUUAAUAUUGAACAAAUUGAUGGCAAUGAUAAUCGAGGUUAUUUUACAUUUCAAGGUGUAAUGAUGGGUUUUGAUAGUCAACACGCUGGUAUUUGGAAUUCAUCUAGUGAAAUUAUAAGAAAUUCUUUAGAAGGUAGUCCAGUAGUUCUAUUUGAUUUAAAUAAAAAAGGACAAGGUAAUGUUGUUAUUAUUUCAUCAUUUUCUCAAUUUAUGGCAACAUCAUUAAAUCAACAAGAUAAUAUAUUGCAAUAUGGUGUCAUGGAUUCUAUGAUAACUAUACCGUGGUAUUAUAAAGCUAUUGGUGGCGGUGUUAGUCAAUGGAAAUCUCGUCGUGAUAUUUUUCCUGAUGGUCUUCCAACACUAUAUCGUCAAAUGGAAAGUAUACCUCUAGCAGCACAUAAUCGAUGUUGGGCUCCGGAUACAGUCUAUUUUGAUAAAUAUGCUCUUCUUAUUGAUAAUAUUAAUCAAUUGUCUCUUCCAAUAGGAAAUGAUUUAUUUCGGAUUGAUUUAUUAAGUGAAGCAGCACAUGAUUGCGGUUUAAUUAUGUAUGAACAAGAUUGGUUACAUGUUCAAUCUUCAAAAUUUAUUCCAUUACUUACUGAUAUUGAUCUUGAUCGGCAAUCGUUAAUGUCAACGAGUGAAGGAGCUGAUAAAGCUAAUAUAACUAUUCAAUAUUGUUCAUCAUUUUCUCGUCAUGCUUUACAAGCUCUUGAAAUAUCACGCGUAACACAAGCAUGUGUAUCAGUUGAUUAUACAAGACAUAUUGUUCAUCGAGAAGAUCAAUGGACUAUUGGAAUUUCAAGUUUAUUAUCUGAUGCUCUUGAUAUUGCUCCAUUUAAAGAUGUUUUUUGGUCGACUACAAAUGAACCUGGUUCAGCUUAUAAACCAUCACCUAUGGAACCACUUCCUGAACGAGAAAUAGUUAUAGCUAUUCUUUCAACUGGUCCUGUUAGUCCAGGUGAUGCAAUUAAUUAUACAGAUAGUAAACGUAUUAUGAAAUGUUGUCGACAAGAUGGAUUAAUUUUAAAACCUGAUCGACCAAUAACUAUGAUUGAUUUAUUAAUUUCAGAUUGGUCUCAAAAUAAUAGAAAUAAACAAGGAGAACUUUAUUCAACUCAAUCGACAAUAGAUGAACAAACAUUUUACAUCAUUUUUGCUUCAACUGCGCAACGAGAUUAUUUAAUAUAUCCUUUAUUGAUUGGAACUCAUUCAGGAGUUAUUUGGUCAUAUGAAAAUCCAUUGCAAUUAAUAAUAUUUGAUAAUAAUCAUCCACUUGAUGUUUCAGCUAAUAAAGAAAAAACUCAAACAACUAUUGUUUUAGAAGGUUCAGCAGCUGAGAUCGUGCAAUUAUUAGUCUAUCAUUCAGCAAUGAAUGUUCUCAAUCUAAAAUGUUUUCUUUCAUCUAUUACCGAUCAAGCACAAUUGAUUAUUACACCAUCAAGAGUUACUUGUUCUGGAGCGAAUGGAGAUAAUUAA
Molecule: messenger RNA, 1884 nt
Organism: Rotaria sordida
Lineage: Eukaryota; Metazoa; Rotifera; Eurotatoria; Philodinida; Philodinidae
Source: the annotation of a GenBank genome assembly